Messenger RNA from Pisolithus orientalis, 993 nucleotides. Its product is annotated as major intrinsic protein superfamily membrane channel protein. Gene Ontology annotation, molecular function: water channel activity; glycerol channel activity. The record is from RefSeq and is a predicted model, not a curated record. The transcript is spliced from 9 exons. Gene Ontology annotation, cellular component: plasma membrane. Bases 1 to 993 code for a protein of 330 amino acids. NCBI's taxonomy places the organism in Eukaryota, Fungi, Basidiomycota, Agaricomycetes, Boletales, Pisolithaceae. Gene Ontology annotation, biological process: glycerol transmembrane transport; water transport.
AUGUCUCAGAAGCCCUCCCCACGUCACUCCGACUCGUCAAGCACGUAUACCCAACCGAUGGAUGAGACGGCCGGAGGGGUGAUUCCUGCAGGUUUGACUGACGACCGCCAAUACCCGAACCGAUGGUCGAAGAUCAGGGAUUAUAUCCGGGAACCCGCUGCAGAAUUCCUUGGUACUAUGAUCCUUAUUAUCUUCGGUUGCGGUAGUAAUUGCCAAGUCGUCCUGUCAUCGAACAAAGCGGUUUCCGCCACCCCCAGUGGAGACUACCUAUCUUCCAACUUCGGUUGGGCUGUUGGCCUUUGUCUGGGCGUUUUGGUUUCUGGCGGCGGUCAUAUUAACCCAGCGGUAACCCUCGCCUUCGCCUCCUUCCGCGGCUUCCCGUGGAAAAAAGUACCUUAUUACCUCAUUGCCCAACUGCUUGGUGCCCUUUGUGGUGGUGGAAUUAUUUACGCCAACUACUAUCAUGCUAUUGAUGCUUACGAGGGAGGGUCAAAUAUUCGCACCAUCUCGGGGACGGGCGACCUUUUCGGAACCUACGCGGCCGACUACAUGAGCUCGGUAUCCUGCUUUUUCGCAGAGUUUUUGGGAGCUGCUAUGCUUUUAAUCUCUAUUUUUGCUGCCACGGACAAGAGGAACGGCCCUACCCCUGUCUGGCUCGUCCCAGCCACGGUCUUCAUGGCCGCUCUUGGUAUCGGUGUCGCGCUCAGCAUGGAGACUGGUGCCGCCGUCAACCCGGCGCGUGAUUUGGGUCCUCGGAUCUUGACUGCUAUGGUCGGUUACGGAAAAGAUGUGUUCACAUUCAGGAACCAAUACUGGCUGUGGUGUCCCAUUCUCGGCCCCAUUCUUGGGAUGCAGGCUGGAGGGUUGGCUUACGAACUUGUAUACUCCACCGGCUCGGACAGUUUCGUCAAUAAGUUGAUCGCGGCACCACGGAAACACACCAACGCUCUCCCAGAUCACAGUAGAACGCCAACUGGUGCAACCGCAGUUUGA